Molecule: messenger RNA, 4619 nt
Organism: Manis pentadactyla (Chinese pangolin)
Lineage: Eukaryota; Metazoa; Chordata; Mammalia; Pholidota; Manidae
Gene: IPCEF1
Product: interaction protein for cytohesin exchange factors 1
Exons: 9
Coding region: 16-1515 (499 amino acids)
Source: RefSeq, a predicted model, not a curated record
AACAUUAGUGAGAAAAUGCCGUGUUACGCAUUUUUUUCAGGUUCGGCUCAAUGUAUAUUGAUUCUAAUUAGCACAUUUUGUGCCUCAGCUAGUAGCUCCCCUUUAAGCUCUGCUUGGAGAGUUUUUUUUAGCUUCCAUCCUGCUCAUAAACACUGCCACCUCGUCCCUCCUUCUCUCUUUACAAAUGUUACAACACAAUCAGAAAUUUCCUCUUUUCUUUCCUUCCUGCAUUUUCAGCAGGUUCCCUUGCGUCAGAAGCCGAGAAAGAAAACUCAAGGCUUUUUCACGAUGAGUCGGAGGAGGAUAUCCUGUAAGGACCUGGGACAUGCUGACUGCCAAGGAUGGCUCUAUAAGAAGAAGGAAAAAGGAACUUUCCUAAGCAACAAAUGGAAAAAGUUCUGGGUGGUGCUGAAGGGAUCGUCGCUGUACUGGUACAGCAGUCAGAUGGCAGAGAAAGCUGAUGGGUUUGUCAAUCUGCCUGAUUUCACUGUGGAGAGAGCAUCUGAAUGCAAGAAGAAGCAUGCUUUUAAGAUCAGUCAUCCACAGAUCAAGGCCUUUUAUUUUGCAGCUGAGAAUAUGCAGGAAAUGAAUGUGUGGUUAAACAAGCUUGGAUUAGCUGUAAUCCAUCAAGAAUCCACUACAAAGGAUGAAGAGUGCUACAGUGAGAGUGACCAGGAAGAUCCUGAAAUAGCUGUGGAGACACCACCCCCUCCCUACCCUACAGAGACUCUGUCCCCUGUGGUUGCACAGCAGGCAUCGUCAUCUUUACCCAAAGCGAGAGAAACAUCGUAUUCUUUCUCUUCCCUGGAAAAUACAAUAAAGAUACCCAGCGGUUUGUCUUCCUCAUCUAAAGACAGACAGUCCUGGAUUGACAUAGUUAGCGGUUCAUCUGCUGCAGCUGAAGACCAGGGACAGUCUAUAACAUUCGCCGUGCAGGUUCAUUCACCUGCAUCCUUGGAGGCAAACAGUUGCAAGGCCCUGGAAAACAGCGUGGCUGCCUCAGAAAGUGGAUUCUUGAACUCUUAUUCUAGCGACGACACUUGUUCAUCGAGUAGCAAGCUAGACCAUCUUACUGUCCCACACAAGUCUGCUGGGUCGAAGAUGAUGGACAGAGGAGAAACAAAAGUGUCCGAAGAUGAUGAAAUGGAGAAGCUCUACAAAUCAUUAGAGCAAGCUAGUCUCUCUCCUCUUGGGGACCGACGCCCUUCAACCAAAAAGGAGCUGAGAAAGUCCUUUGUUAAGCGGUGCAAAAAUCCAUCCAUCAAUGAGAAACUCCACAAAAUCCGCACCUUGAAUAGUACAUUAAAGUGCAAAGAACAUGACCUGGCCAUGAUUAACCAGCUACUGGAUGAUCCGAAGCUGACAGCCAGAAAAUACAGGGAAUGGAAAGUGAUGAACACCCUGCUGAUCCAGGAUAUCUACCAGCAGCAGCGGGCCCCUGCGUCUGCCCACGAGGGUACCCCCCAGGGGCGCGAGAAACCAUCUGCCUCUGCCUGCGUUGAAAAUUGUAUUUGAGAACAAGCGAGGAUUCUUAUCUUACACCUUUCCCCAGGCAACUCUUCAAGAUGUUGCAAGAGCUUUCCUUGAAAGGAAAACUGAAACCAGCUCGUCAAAGAGCAGCGCCCUCUUAGAAGAUGCAACUUAGGUGAGGACCAGCUUCGACAGCAGCAGGACCCCGGCUUCCAGCCGUAGAGCUUCCUUCAAGACUGGGCUGACUGAGUCCGGUUGAAGAAACAUUGUGUUCCUAUAGAGCUCCCGGCUGUGCUAGACUUCUGGUGGCGCGUGAGAAAUGUAUCUUUUGUUCCUUGCUCUCGAGAGCAUUACAACAUUCCAUGGACAAAAGAUACAUUUUACCAGGGAUAGUCAAAGAAGUGUUCUAUUUUCCAAAAGAUGAAUGGACUUAUUCCAUCAGGUUGGGUAGUUGAGGUCUACAAAUGAGUUUUUGAGUGGAGGGAUCUUUUCUAUACCAGCAACUGGAGCAGGACAGAUUGGGUAUUGUGGAACCAAAUUCCAUUGCCUUUGGUCCAGAAUGGGUUGAGAAACACUUGAUGAUGAGUGGGGUGUGGGAGAGCCCAAGGAGGAGGAGGCGGUUUAUGUUCCUCUCUCUCAAAGGACUGCUUGAUAUUUUCCCUCUUUACCCAGGUGGUGGGGAUCUGAUUACCUUUUCCUUUCCAUAGCAUAGCACCUCUAAAGAAAUCUAUCUCAUUACACUUGGAGACCUCUCCUUCUUCCCAGCUUUUCUAAACCACUGUAGGAGAUAGUAAUAAGCCCAGCAAAGAGUAUUUGCUGUUUCCGUCCUUGGGUGUGGUGCCUAUGCACACAUAGAUUUAUAUCCAGUUUUCCCAGGAUGAAUAUUGACAACAUGAUUCUGGUGUCUCAGUUGUCUUAAUGUCUUUAUUCCAAACAAAACAAACAACACAAACAAGAGUUAAAACAUGAUGGUUUUAUUUUUGUAUGUUUAUGUGUCACUUUGUGUCCUAUGUGAAUAGCUAUCUAUAAUAUAUUAUUUAAGUAUAUUUAUAGAAGGUCAAAUUACUAGAGUUUUAAAAGAUGAUAUACUAUUAUUUGUUUUGCUCAAUAUAUAUCUCAGAGUAUAUCCUUUGUGCUUGAGAAAAAUAGGCAUACUACUAAUCUAUUGGAGUUGUUUUGUUGCGCUAUCAGUUUGUAUGAGAAAUGCUCAGGAUACCUUGUGGGAUAAGUGUGGGGGCAUGCAUUAAUCAACUUCCAUUUUCUGGCCACUCUCUCUGUCUGUCUGUCUCUCUCUCUCUCUGUCUCUCUGUCUCUCUCUCUCUGUCUCUCCUUUUCAACCCAGAGUGCUCAGAGUUCUCUAUCUGUUGUACAUCAUUCUUUUAACCAGAAAAGGGCUUUCCUCUUCUGGAUAACCCCAGAAAAGGGUUAUCCCUUCCAGUAAAUAAACUUGAAGCUUCAUGCCAUUUAUGCCCACAAAUCUUAAACCAAAUGAAACACAACUAAUGCAGUCUUUUAUCUAAAGAAUGACAGCAGUUUGGGGGUCUGUUGUUAAAGAGAACUCACUUUAUUAGAGAAGCAAUAUGAAAGUCUUCACUUACAAAUGAUGAUGAGUAUUUCUCACCACAUGAAUAACCCACAACCCACCAAAAACCCAUUUUGGCCUUACCUUAGCAAAUUAUCAACAUAACAUGGCUUUAUAGUGUCAAAGUGUGGCUUGACAUUUGAAUGGAAAUAACGCCCUGAAUUUUAUCUGCAAACUAAAUGGAAAUAGUUGUUGAAUAUUUCCCCAGCCUUUACUAAGAAAUUUUAAUAUUUUGUAAAGAAAAGAUAACCCUAGCAUGACGAAAAACAAAAAACCAGGGAGCAAGCUGUAGUACUUGAAGUUUCUGUAAGAUCAGAGAUCAUGUUAAUCAAGUUACCUAGUGGAAAAUGCUGGGCAUAGGCCAUAGACAUGCAGCACAGUGCGGACUGCACAGAAAUAACCAUUCAGGUCUUCAGAUUGGACCUGCAACUUCUGGUCUGAGAGGCGUGGCUUUAAUUUCUUUACUCGGGAAAUUAUCAUGGAUUCUUUGUGUAACCAGCAGCUAUCAGAAGGUCAGUUUAGGCUUCUCAAUGUAAACAAAGUUUUGAGAGGAAAGAAAAAUGGAGGAAAUAAUAAUUUGGCCACAUAUUCUCCCAUCUUUUUUAUUUUUUGGUUUGUAACACCAGCCUAUAAAUUUCAAGAUAGUCUUUCCUAAAUUGAAAUACUUCGAAAGCUUUUGAUGAAGGCUUGCAAACAGACUUCAGUGCUUUGCUGUGUAUUUCUGUGAAUAUGUUUAACUGACCAUUUAGUGUAAAUUUCUUGAGUACUACUCACAAUUGGGCAAAAGAGUCCAUGAGAUUCUGUGAUCAAACCCUUUGGUUAUUUUCCAAAGUCAAGCUGGUUUGGAAGCUCUUCCUUUGGGAGUUAAAGCAGGUACUGUGCGGAACCUCCCAAAUGAAAUCACAUUGCCGACUCUGCGCCCUGCUCUUCCAGACUGAGCUCACCUGCUCCUGAGUAUUGCUCUGCAAAAGCUCUUGUUCUGUAUUAUGUUGUGCUGGGAAGUAGGGGCUGCCUCUGGGAGUCCCCCAGCUUCAGCUGUGGUCACUGCGAAGAGGCUGAGGGACAGUGGGAAGCGAGGAAAAGCGGGUGACGCUGUCCGUGGCACUCAACCUGGGAACCACCUUGCCAUUUUCCUGAUCCAACGGAUACUGGGAAAACUGGAUCACUUCGUUCAUUCCUGGGGAUGGGGUCAUUUCUGAAGUGGAUCUUGGUUAGCUUCAUGGGGCCCUAGGGGAGACUCUACCCAGUCCUGUAGGCAUAGGGUCUGAGGGCUGUGGACUGACCCAGGUCCAAACCUUUGGGGGAUCUGGACUGGCCUCCUCUUUUGGGGUUGUGGGGAGGAUGGCUUCUCUCUACUGUUAGCCUGCAGACCCACACAGUGCCUGAUAUGGUGCCCUCCCUGGUUGGUACAUCGCCGCACACGCUGAAUUGAUGGUCUUGAGCUUGAAGGGCAUUUGCUGCCUUUAAUAAUUCUUAGUUCUGCUGCAAUCUCAGCCUAGCAUCAAAGGCCUAGGAAGACUCUUCAGGCGCACUAGCACAAAGACUCCAGGAAGCCUAAGAAAGAUUG